Messenger RNA from Exophiala spinifera, 1224 nucleotides. RefSeq lists its product as uncharacterized. The transcript is spliced from 7 exons. Bases 1 to 1224 code for a protein of 407 amino acids. Lineage: Eukaryota; Fungi; Ascomycota; Eurotiomycetes; Chaetothyriales; Herpotrichiellaceae. The record is from RefSeq and is a predicted model, not a curated record. Gene Ontology annotation, molecular function: agmatinase activity; metal ion binding.
AUGCUGGCUUCUACGGCUGUUGUCUUUGCCCUGGCAUGGUCGCAAACGGCACUCGGAGUCGACAAGUCUUAUCAAGUGGCAGAACCAAGUGAGACCGAGAGAACCACGCGCUGGAAAGGAGGAUACAGUUUCCAGGGCAUCCAGACUUUCGCCCAUUUGCCUCAUACGCUGUGUCUCAUCGAGCAGGAUGUAGAGUUUGAUCUCGCGAUAAUCGGGGUUCCAUUCGACACCUCAGUUGCAUAUCGUCCAGGUGCGCGAUUUGGACCAAAAGCCAUCCGUGGUGCCAGUCAGCGGCAAAUCCCAGCUCGGGGGUUCAACCAUGCCCAAGGUCUGAACCCAUAUCAAAACUGGGCAACUGUUAUCGAUUGCGGGGAUAUUCCUGUCACGCCGUUUGACAAUGCUGUGGCGUUCGAGCAAAUGACAGAGGCGUAUCGAGACCUGCUUCGACGACCAGCGAAGACGCAACCAAAGGCCCCCACACCCAAGACUCUGGGGAAGGAUGGAAUUUACCAUCCACGACUGGUGACGCUGGGCGGGGACCACUCCGUGGCGCUGCCUGCGCUGAGGGCUCUUCACGAGAUCUAUGGUCCUGUCAGCGUUCUGCAUUUUGACUCUCAUCUUGAUACUUGGAAUCCAUCUUCGUUAGCAGGAGCUUGGGCUUCAGAACAGUCGAAUUACAAUCAUGGGUCCAUGUUCUGGAUCGCUCAUAAUGAGGGCCUCAUUGCCAAGGAAGGCAACAUCCAUGCUGGGUUACGAACACGCAUUUUCGGCAACGAUUACGGUGACUAUGCUGAAGACGCCAAGCAGGAUUUCCAGUACAUCGAGACCGAAGAUCUUGACAUUGUCGGUAUCGACGGCGUCGUGAGUCGCAUCAUAGAAGUUGUCGGCGACAGAUUGGUCUACGUCAGCAUUGACAUCGACGUGCUCGAACCAGGACUCGCUCCAGGUACAGGGUGCCCAGAGCCAGGAGGCUGGACAACGAGAGAACUCAAGGCCAUGUUGCGGGGUUUACAAAAGUUGAACAUCGUCGGUGCAGAUGUUGUCGAGGUGGCUCCGCCGUACGACGACUCCGGAGAGUCUACGGCGUGGGCGGCAGCGGAUCUGGCAUAUGAACUGCUAGGCUUGAUGGUCGGAAACCCACCUUAUCCAGUGGAAGGGUAUGUUGCGAGGAAGAAGUUUGCACCAAAAUGGCAUGAGGCAUCGGGUCGCAAGGACGAGCUUUGA